Molecule: messenger RNA, 1689 nt
Organism: Exophiala viscosa
Lineage: Eukaryota; Fungi; Ascomycota; Eurotiomycetes; Chaetothyriales; Herpotrichiellaceae
Product: nucleolin
Exons: 4
Coding region: 1-1689 (562 amino acids)
Biological process (GO): mRNA processing
Cellular component (GO): nucleus
Molecular function (GO): RNA binding; U1 snRNP binding
Source: RefSeq, a predicted model, not a curated record
AUGUCAGGACUCGAUGUCGAGGCGCUACUCGACUCAACCGCUACCAAUGAUGCCAAAGAUUCUACUACCGAACACGAUGAUCGCCAUCGUAGCGAACGUAGCGAACGCCGGGACAGAGACAAAUACCGCGAUGGGUCUCGUGAUCGAGAGAGAGACCGCAAGAGACGGGAGCGCAGCAGGGAACAUCGACGGGAUCGUGACCGUGACCGCGAUGAUGACUUGAAAAGCCCUCGAAGCGACCAUGGCUCCGCUAAUGGCAGUCACAGAAGCAGGAGGCGAAGUCGUAGUCGUGACGAUGACAGAAGACGCUCCAAACGUGACGACGACCAUCGUCGCCACCGAUCUAAGUCUCCAGAAUACGAUCGCUAUUACCGACCAGGAGGACGAUCCAGACGGGAUGAUGAUGACCGUCGCGAUCGUGACAAGGAACGCCAUCGGUCGACGAGUCCCAAGAAAGGUCCCAAGAGCAAGACACCCGAGGCACAGCUUACUGAGGAUGAGCGUGAUAGGAGAACCGUGUUCGUCCAACAACUUGCCGCUCGUCUUCGCACUAAAGAGUUGAUUCAAUUCUUUGAAAAGGUUGGUCCUGUCAAAGAAGCCCAGAUCGUCAAAGAUCGUGUUAGUGGUCGCUCCAAAGGUGUUGGCUACGUCGAGUUCAAGGACGAAGCAUCGGUGCCACUUGCUAUUCAAAUGACCGGACAGAAACUCCUCGGAAUUCCCAUCAUUGCUCAACUCACUGAAGCAGAGAAAAAUCGACAAGCCCGUAACCCUGAAGCCAGCAGUAGCAAUCACAACUCCGUUCCUUUCCACCGUCUUUAUGUUGGAAACAUUCACUUCAGUAUCACUGAACAGGACUUGCAGAACGUCUUCGAGCCCUUUGGCGCGCUGGAAUUUGUGCAGCUUCAGAAGGAUGAAGGAGGCCGCAGUAGAGGAUAUGGCUUUGUCCAGUUUCAAGAUCCUACCCAAGCUCGUGAGGCUCUUGAGAAGAUGAAUGGAUUUGACCUUGCAGGACGCCCAAUUCGAGUUGGUCUUGGAAACGACAAAUUCACACCCGAGUCUACCGCCAAUCUCCUCCAACGCUUCCAAGGUCAGAACCAGCCAUCUAACUACCAAGGCUCGUCCUUUUCCGGCUCCGGAGGUCGUGGAUCGCACGCUGGUGGAUCUGGAGGAAACUUCGAUCGUGCAGGCGGUCGUGACAACGAAAAGGGGACUGGUGGUGCAAGUGCUCUUGAUGACACAGACGUUGCCGGUGUGAACUUCAACAACUACAGCAGAGAUGCGUUGAUGCGGAAACUCGCUAGGACAGAUGAUUCGACCACAGACGCGGAGAAACGCACCGUUGUUCCCAAAAAGGAAAGCAAGCCUCUGCCCGUGAACGUGAGCCAGGCAAGCAGAUGUGUACUGCUGAGGAACAUGUUUGAUCCAACUGAGGAAGAAGGAGAGGCUUGGAUCAAAGAACUCGAAGAUGAUGUCCGUGCCGAAUGCGAAGAGAAGUACGGACAUGUCGUACACAUUUCCCUUGACCCCAACACACAAGGCGAUAUUUACUUGAAGUUCGAUCGUGUGUCUGGCGGCGAGAAUGCCAUCAAAGGCCUCAACGGCCGAUACUUUGGCGGUAGGCAGAUUAGCGCGCAGCCAGUCGUUGACGCUGUGUACAGCAGUUUGUUCUCCCGGACCAAGGCUCUCUGA